AUGUCGCUCCCUAGUUUCUUCAGCGGCCAAAGAACAAACAUCUAUGACCCAACUUCUUGCUACCUCUGGGACCCCUUUGAGGGCUUUCCCUUCUCCUCCUCUGCUCUCACUAACACCCCAAUCAGUUCACGCGACACCUCUGCUUUAUCAAAAGUUAAUGUCGAUUGGAAAGAAACCCCAGAAGCCCAUGUCUUCAUAGUUGAUCUUCCUGGGCUUAACAAGGAAGAAGUAAAGAUUGUGAUUGAUGGGAGUGUUCUUCAGAUCAGUGGAGAAAGAAGAAAAGAGGAAGAGGAGAAGAACAGUUCGUGGCACAAAUUGGAGCGUACCUUUGGAAAUUUCCUCAGGAGGUUUAGAUUACCUGAGAAUACGAAGAAGGAUCAGGUGAAAGCAAAUAUGCAGAAUGGGGUUCUUACUGUGAUUGUUCCUAAACAAGAGGAGAAGAAGCCUCAAGCUAAGCGCAUUGAAAUCGCUGGUUAAAAGGGGUUUUAGCU
Messenger RNA from Macadamia integrifolia, 491 nucleotides. RefSeq names its product 18.1 kDa class I heat shock protein-like. Gene Ontology annotation, biological process: protein folding; response to heat; response to salt stress. The record is from RefSeq and is a predicted model, not a curated record. The transcript has a single exon. Bases 1 to 477 code for a protein of 158 amino acids. Lineage: Eukaryota; Viridiplantae; Streptophyta; Magnoliopsida; Proteales; Proteaceae.